Molecule: messenger RNA, 2274 nt
Organism: Fusarium keratoplasticum
Lineage: Eukaryota; Fungi; Ascomycota; Sordariomycetes; Hypocreales; Nectriaceae
Exons: 1
Coding region: 1-2274 (757 amino acids)
Source: RefSeq, a predicted model, not a curated record
AUGACCGACCCCGAGGAGGUCCUCCGGCUCCGGCAGCAGCUAGAGGAGGCAAGGGCACGAGAGCAGGCCGAGCGACGCGAGAAAGAGGAGGCAAGGGCACGGGAGCAGGCCGAGCGACGCAAGAACCAGAAGACAACACUGGAAGAAUAUCUGUACAACUGCCACUUCUGCCUCUACAAGCAACUUGGGCUCGCCGACAAAUCCAAGUCAUCAACGGGAUUUACGAAGGUCGAGGGUAAAUACUAUCCCAAGUGGCUUCGUCCCUGGACCAGCUUCACGAAUACCCAGCGGCAACAUCAUUUUGACGCAAUCAGGACGGUCUGUGGGAACAGGCGGCUCUUCCAUCAAGAAAGUACAACCAAAGAUCUGGGGGCCACAAUUCACCGCAAACGGGCAGGCAACGAGAAUGCCGUCGAUCACUUCGAGAAGCUUGCCGUGGAAGAUCCUGUCUGGGAAAUUCUGCGACCGCUCUGGGAGGAGGAGGAGAUACGCAAGGAAUACCAGUGCACAGAGCUACGAUUUAGCAACAACAUCCGGGAUUUCACCCAACAAAGCGAUGGCGAUCCGGCCAGGGAGGAGGAGCCAAGCGAAGGAAGACACGAGCGACGGCGCCAGACCGGGCCGAACAAAAGAGUGGCGUCUGAGCAGAGAGUUAAACCCCCACCGACGAAACCUGAUGGAGCUGGCGUCCGUACACGCCUGGGCGGAGACGAGAGCCUCGCGUUUGUCUACGACUACAAGGCAGCUCACAAAGUUGCGUCGGAGUAUCUGAAGCCGGCAGUCGCGAAUGAGAAGCUGUUUAUGGAGGUCAUAGGGCGGGCCAACAGCAGUAGAUCGCGGAGCGGUGCCGAGCUACGGGAGCAGGAGAAGGCGGAAGAGCAGAUUGCCAUGGCGCUGACACAGGUCUUCGACUACAUGGUGCGAUAUGGGGUUGCAUAUGGCUACAUUCCUGCUGGCAAAUCCCUGGUGUUCCUUCACAUCGACCGAUCCGACCCGCAGACGCUAUAUUGUCAUCCGUGCGUCCCGGACGAGGACGUGGGCGAAUCAUCAGACGGCGAUUGGACCGACGACAAGGCGCUCUAUACGGCAGUGGCUCAGCUAGCUAGCUUCUGCUUGUUAAGCCUCCGAUCCAAAGCUCCCAGGGGAGCUUCACUCGAUGCCGCGUCGCAGAAGGCUAAGGCAACGCUGAAAAAAUGGAGUGAGCCAUACGACGGUGCGGCACGUCUUGUAGGGGCAGAGGAUACGGACUCGCCCUCGGUGUCGUCAUCACAAGCAACGGACGACUCUGAGUUCAUGUCUCGCGCGGUUCCAGCCGGCCGACAGGUCGCAUUGCGGUCAAGGUCACCCUGCAGGGCCGCGGUGGGCUUUCGUAAGGAGGACGAAGACGAUGACGGGCCAGACGGUGAUCUGUCCCGACCUCGAGCAGGGACAGACGCCAACAAACGGAAAAAUCGCCCUUGGAGCAGCAGCUCCGAAAACUGGGGGGGAGACGAGGAGGAAGAGGAAGCCGAGAUGUCCGAGUCGGCACCUACGAGGCAAUACUGCACGCAGGCCUGCCUGCUGGGUCUCAAAAGAGGUCAAAAUCUCGACGACAAUUGCCCCAACGUGCUCGCCCAUCGUACCGCCGAAGGUGGCAGCCGGCACGCCAUCGACGCCAAUGAGUUUACCCGCCUAGUGAAUGAGCAGCUCCGUCAGAAUCCGUAUCGAAAUUGCGAGGCGCUGGACGGCUGGGGCAAGAUAGGGGCGACGGGCGUGCUCUUCAAGCUGGAGCUGGCGCCGUACGGGUACACCUUUGUUGGCAAGGGAAGUCUACCUGGCCACUCCGGCCUCUUGGAGCACGAGAGCCGUAUCUACACGCGGCUCGACAAGCUCCAAGGCGAGGUAGUACCAGUGCACUUUGGACUCGUGCGGCUCGACUGGGGUUACAUUCUCCCUGGCGGGGCUAGGAUCUUUCUUAUGAUGCUGAUGUCGUGGGGUGGGGAGACGGUUGACACGGUCACCGCGAGUGCUGGCGCUGCAGACCUGCUGGCGGAAGUGCGGCGUUCCUCACAGGACCUCUGGGACGAGGGCGUCGACCACGGCGACGAGCGCAACGCUAACCGGCUCUGGAACGACGAGCUCGGACGCGUCAUGCUGAUCGACUUCGACCACGCCGCCCUUCUUCCACGCCCCAGACACAAACAGCUUUCCAGGGUGUCCGGGAGAAAGAGGAAACGGCAAGGAGAUCAUGGGAACUACAACCGGAAACGGGGUCGCCUACAGUUGGUUCAGUAG